AAGCCAACAGCCCCACAUGGUGACCAGUCUGAACAAUGGAGGAAGAGUUAUCAGUGCAUCGUGGCCACAAUUCGGCCUUAUUCCAUGCCUUUCCAUCUCUGCCAGAGGUGGAGAAAGGCCUAAACCCUGCGAUACUCAUCUUGUUCUCCCCUCAUCAUUAUACCUGCAGAUUUCCAUCAGGUCCCUCUGACCCAUCAGCACAGUCCUAACAACUCUGCUAUUGACAGCCCCUAUUCAUUUGUGCUCUCAUCAAAGUCAGCAUGCUGAUAUUGUAUCUGAUAUUGGGUAACCAGGUCUGGGGGACAGAGUGGUUGCCUUCACACUUGGGCACACAUGGGCAGUUCUGGUACUCAUGCCAUCACUGUACGUCCAGCACGACUUGGAUGGAUUCCCAUGUCUCCCCAGCAUCCUCUGCUCUGCAGGGAGAUGCUCUAUAAAAUCCAGCAGCCUCAGCCUCCCUGUACAUCACCUCCUCCCUUCGAGCUCUCUCCAAUCCUCCUUUCUCCAGCCUCACUGAGAUCCCAGAUCAACUCCAACCAUGAAGUUCUUCUACCUUGUCUUCGCUAUCUUCCUGCUGGUCUCCCUGGCCACUCCAGGCUAUGGGCAGAUCAGGAAGUACUGCCCCAAGGUGGGCUACUGCUCCAGCAAGUGCUCCAAGGCAGAUGUGUGGUCCUUCUCCUCUGACUGCAAGUACUACUGCUGCCUCCCGCCCGGCUGGAAGGCAAAAUAGGAGCUGCAAAGGAAGCCCCUGGGGAAGAGGAGGCACCGCGGUGGCUUUGGGAGCAGCUUCUCACCUGUCCAACCCAACUGUCACCCCCUCCUCUCUAUAAAUAAAAAGAGAAAAAAA
Molecule: messenger RNA, 847 nt
Organism: Neopsephotus bourkii (Bourke's parrot)
Lineage: Eukaryota; Metazoa; Chordata; Aves; Psittaciformes; Psittacidae
Product: cygnin
Exons: 2
Coding region: 539-730 (63 amino acids)
Source: RefSeq, a predicted model, not a curated record